Messenger RNA from Grosmannia clavigera kw1407, 441 nucleotides. RefSeq names its product upf0047 domain containing protein. The transcript has 3 exons. NCBI's taxonomy places the organism in Eukaryota, Fungi, Ascomycota, Sordariomycetes, Ophiostomatales, Ophiostomataceae. The coding region runs from base 1 to 441 and encodes 146 amino acids. The record is from RefSeq and is a predicted model, not a curated record.
AUGUCCUGGUACCAAAAAUCCUUCUCGCUGCCGUCGCGCUCCCGUGGGUCUUAUCUCAUCACCGACGUUGUCCUCCGCGAGCUGCCCGCCAUCCGCGACUAUAAAGUCGGCCUUCUGCACCUCUUUAUUCAACACACAAGCUGUGCGCUCAGCCUCAAUGAGAAUUAUGACCCAAAUGUGCGCAGCGACCUGAGCGACGCCCUCGACCGCAUCGCCCCGACUGAGGGCCCCAAGGGUGAGGCGCUGUACCGCCACGAUGACGAGGGGCCGGACGACAUGCCCGCACAUAUCAAGAGCGCCCUCAUUGGCGCAAGUGUGACGAUUCCUAUCCGCGAUGGCAAAUUGGCCACCGGGACCUGGCAAGGCAUCUGGUACCUGGAGUUCCGCGCCUACAAGCACACGCGCAACAUCGUGGCCACCAUCCAAGGCGAAAAGGCAUGA